Nematolebias whitei (Rio pearlfish) is the source of this 2316-nucleotide messenger RNA. RefSeq names its product forkhead box protein O6. Bases 91 to 2244 code for a protein of 717 amino acids. Gene Ontology annotation, cellular component: nucleus. The transcript is spliced from 2 exons. Gene Ontology annotation, molecular function: DNA-binding transcription factor activity, RNA polymerase II-specific; RNA polymerase II cis-regulatory region sequence-specific DNA binding. Gene Ontology annotation, biological process: regulation of transcription by RNA polymerase II. Lineage: Eukaryota; Metazoa; Chordata; Actinopteri; Cyprinodontiformes; Rivulidae. The record is from RefSeq and is a predicted model, not a curated record.
CGAGGUGAUUCUGAGGACAGCUUUUGCCCCCCCCAUCCUUUCAUUUGAAUUUAUAUUUUAAUAAGACUGAAAGAAUCAGCUGCAGGAUAAAUGUUGAUGAUGGAGGACGACGAACUGGACGCUCAUCAGGUUGAUUCGGAUUUCGAGCCGCAGAGCCGGCCUCGCUCGUGCACCUGGCCGCUGCCUUGCCCGGAGGAUUUCCACGAGGUGAGCGGGGGUCUUCAGCUGGCCAGCAUCAAGGUGGAACCGGAGGACGUGCCGGCGUGCAGAGCCGGACUCGUGGGCGGAACGCCGGCGGAGCUGAAGCACCCAGCCGGCGCCCUGGCACCCACGGGCGCGACGCACCCAUCGUGCUUGGCCGGCGCGGCGCUCGAUGUGACCGGCUCCCUGCGCAAAGCCAAGUCCUCGCGGCGGAACGCGUGGGGGAACCAGUCCUACGCGGAUCUCAUUACCCGAGCCAUCGAGAGCACCCCGGAAAAGAGGCUCACCUUGUCACAGAUUUACGACUGGAUGGUCCGCUACGUGCCCUAUUUCAAGGAUAAGGGCGACAGUAACAGCUCAGCUGGCUGGAAGAAUUCCAUUCGGCACAACCUUUCUCUUCACACACGGUUUAUUCGGGUGCAGAAUGAGGGGACAGGGAAGAGUUCUUGGUGGAUGCUGAAUCCAGAUGGUGGAAAGAUGGGCAAGGCCCCUCGGCGACGGGCAGUCUCCAUGGACAACAGCACUAAAUACCUGAAAAGUAAAGGCAGGAUCAGAGGCAAGAGGGUGGGCCGUCCUGGGAUUGGAGCAGGAUCUGCUGUAGUGGGCCUCCAAAGCUCCCCAAACCAUAGUAGCCCAUCACAGAAAGCUCUCCCAGGAUCUGGAGGUUCAUCAGGAACAGAUGGAGAGUUUGAUGCUUGGACAGAUCUUCAUUCCAGGGCUAGUUCAUCAGCCUCCACAUUGAGUGGGCGCCUGUCUCCUAUUCUUGCUGAGGGGGAGCCAGAGGAGCCAGAGGAGGGUGGCUUGUCCUGUUCCACCUCCCCUCAUCUUUACCCAUCACCAACCAGUGCCCGCUCUCCAUCCAUGGGGGCAGGAAAUCAUUGUCCUCCCCUUGAGCAGCUGCCUCAGCUGGCUAACCUAACAGGCGCCAUAAGUUUGGAUGAGCAUAUGGUGGAAGAUGGUUAUCAUCUUCAUCGUCAACAGCAGCAGCACACAGCUGUGAGCAGACAUAAGCACCAAACUGCUGUGUAUCACUAUAGUUCUGGAAUGAAGGGACAGGGCUCCUAUGGUGCAAGUGUCUACAAUGUAACAGGCUUGGGCAUGCUACGUCACCAUUCACCAAUGCAGACUAUACAGGAGAAUAAGCCAGCCAAUUUCUCUGGAACCACACGGGCGUACUCCAGCACAAAUGCUCUUCAGAGUUUACUAACUAGUGGUUCUGCUUGUCAACAAUACUGUUCCAAAGACAUGAUUAUGGGACAGGAGAGGGAAGGUCAUCCCAUGAUUGGUCAAGCACGUAAUGGAGUAGGAUCCAACCAUCUCAACCACCAACCUGUCCACCACAAUGGACGUCAUAGCCAUACCAGAACUCACAAUCAUACUUCUAGUCAUAAUCAUACCAACGUAACCAACCACAACUCACCUCACAGCCUUGCUCACAAUGGUCACAGCCUCAGCAGGAGCCAUACCCACACACCACCAAGAGCUGCAUCUCUGACCCCACGUGGCAACGGCAAUCAGUUACAAACUUACAAUCACAAAGCUCCCUACUUGUAUAGCCCCCCAUCCCAUGCCCACCUCCCUGCUUCUACUACCCUUCCCCCAAAUCCUGCAGGUAUGCUUGACAUGCCCCAGGACUCAUGCCAUGUGGCUUCUACCCCACAUCCUCGUCACAAUCAUUAUCCAAACUCACAAAAUCAGGGCAUGACUAAUGGACUGUACCACCAUGGCCAGGGGAUGAGUAAUACUAGUGUUGGUAGUAACUACCAUGGCUAUCACCAGCCUCACCUUCAUGAGAGACUACCAGCCGAUCUUGACAUUGACAUGUUUCAUGGUAGCUUGGACUGUGAUGUGGAGUCUAUCCUCCUCAAUGACAUUAUGGACUCUGGGGAGGAGAUGGACUUUAACUUUGAUUGCUCCCUUGCCCAGGGUGUGGGCAUUGGCAUGGGUAUGGGAAUGGGUGUGACUAUGGGCAUGGGGAUGGGAAUGAGUGGGCUAGCUGGUCCACAACAAACCCACAGCAACCAGAGCUGGGUACCUGGAUAAACAAAAAAGCAAACAAGAAACAGUUCUCCCUACUUUCAAACAGGACAACCCUACUCAUGAAGCACUGUGCGC